AUGCCACUGCUCGAAUAUAAGUUAGAAGAAAGAUCACUUUCUUCAGUUGAAGAUCCAUUUGAUUAUGUAAAUUUACUUGAAUGUAAAUGUGAUUCCUGUGAAUCAUGGAAACAUCAAUCCAAAAGACAAACACUUUGGUUAUUCCUUGGAAUAGUAAUUCCAUUACUUUGGAUUUUUAAUUCAAUCAGAAUCUUAUUUAUGUUAUUCUAUAAGAAACAUGAUCCAAUUUCUGUCGAUCAAUACCUCGUUUUCCAGAAUCAAAAAGUAUUUCUCCCAAGUAAUGUCGCUGGUUUGAAAAGAAAUGAGAACGGUCAUGUGAUUUAUCAUCGAAAGAGGAGACAAGAGAUGUUUGAUGGGUUAGGGCAUAGUCUUUUAGCAUUUGCUCUUUACAGCGUGGUUGUUUUGAUGAUUGUUGUUACUUGCUAUUAUAUUAAAAAUAAUUAG
Molecule: messenger RNA, 444 nt
Organism: Hemisphaericaspora subhashii
Lineage: Eukaryota; Fungi; Ascomycota; Pichiomycetes; Serinales; Debaryomycetaceae
Gene: ASG7
Product: Asg7p
Exons: 1
Coding region: 1-444 (147 amino acids)
Source: RefSeq, a predicted model, not a curated record